CCCAUGAGAGAUUCCCUUCCCUCCAAAGGCUCCUUUGCUUUCUCCCCUCCCCUCUCUCUAAAGGUUGACCUCAAGAGCAAAAAGGAGAUCACCAGCUGAGCCUGAGACAGAGAGAGAGAGAUAGAGAGAGAGAGCUAGUGAGCAAAAGCUAGAGAGAGAGAGAGAGAGAGUGAGUGCUUUGCUUGGUUGCUAGCUAGAGAGGUUGCUUGGGUGGAAGAUCAUAUCAGCAUAUCAAGGAGGGGAGGGGAGGGAGGGAAUAUGGAUAGGGGAGUCCUCCACAAAUCAUCAGCUCUAGUGGGGGAGAUGGGGGAAGGCCAUGGAUGGUGGAGUGUGAAUAAUUUGAGGCCCCCCUUUGCUGAGCAGCUUCACAAUCCUUCUCUCUUCUUGCCAUCCUCCACCACUCCUUCGUCGUCGUCUUCUUCUUCUUCUUCUUCUUCCUCCUCCUCCUCUCCUCUCCAUUCCUUCUCCUCGUUGCUGCUCUCGAAUCACUACCCUCUGCCGGCCACGACGACAAGCACCGCCGUGCCUUGGCUUGACAGCGGCAGCCGCCAUGGCCUGGCGCCGCUCCAGGACCCAUGGAGCCAUAUCUUGCUAGGUGGAUUGGCUAAUGGUGAAGAGGGAUACAGCAAGAACUGGGAAGGCCAGGUGCUGUUCCCAACCACACCGGCAUCUGCUGCAGAAGCUGAUCAUGGGAGCAACAGCUACAACAUCUACAGCACCACAACUAGCCAUGGGAGCAGUACAAGUGACGAUGCUUCCCAAUUGGUCGCAAGGCCGUCCUCUUCUCCGUGGGGCAGUGGCGGCAUCCAUCACCACCACAACGCCUUGCAGCAGCAAGCAGCAGCUGCAGCUGCAGCAGCUGCUGCUUCCUCUCCUAGGUCUUCUUGCAUCACCUCUACCACCUCCCUUGGAAGCAACAUGCUGGAGUUCUCAAACAACAGUUCACCACGUGAGUGCAUCAGCACAGCAUCUGGAGCAGCUUUCAAGAAGGCUAGGACCCAAGAACCCUCCCCGGCUCAAUCUACAGUCAAGGUGAGGAAGGAGAAGCUAGGGGAUAGAAUAACUGCUCUUCACCAGCUUGUCUCCCCAUUUGGGAAGACUGACACUGCGUCUGUACUCCUUGAAGCCAUUGGGUACAUCAGAUUCCUACACGGUCAAAUUGAGGCUCUGAGCUCGCCGUACCUUGGCAACAAUGGCGGCAGCAGCAAUGGAGGAGGAGGAGGUGGUGGUGGCUCCAGCUCCAGCAAGCCCCAGCAGCAGCAGCUACAAGCAGGCAGCAGAGUGCAAGGAGAAAGGAGCAGCAUAUUUCCAGAGGACCCUGGCCAGCUCCUACAUGACAAUGCCAUGAAAAAGAGAGGACAGCCUGAUCAGGAUGAAAUCAGUGAGGAAGCGAAGAAGGUGGAUCUGAGGAGCAGGGGCCUGUGCCUUGUUCCUGUGAGCUGCACGGUGGACGUCGGCGUCGACGCCGGCCCGGCGGACUACUGGGCGGCGCCGCCGGCUUUCGGCAUAGGCUUCGGCCGCUAGCUCGACCGACCGACCGACGCAGCCCCGCGGCGGCGGCGGCGGCGAUGUCGAUCUGUGCCCAAUGAAGAAAAAACGGCCGGCUGGAGAAUCGUAUCAAUGGGGGAUAUUAGAUUACAUUACAAAUUACAAUCACAUCUCACGUACAUGACAUAUCAUGCAUGCUUAACUGCAUUGAUCGAUCGAGCUGCAUAACAUCAGGAGCAGCCAUCCUGCUGAUCGAAGAAAAAGAUCCUUGUUAAGGCUGGUUCCUCUUGAUGCUAUGCAUUGCAGAACGAAUCUCACAUAUGCAUGUAUGCUUGCUUCCACUGAUGCAUGCAACUGAGUAUAUAUCUGGUAAUGUGUGUGUUUGUGUGAUCGAUCUAGAGCUUGUGUAGCUAGCUAGAGAUCGAUUGAUCUGUUGAAUUGGAUGUGGAUGCACCGGAGAAGAAGGUAAUGUAUGGAGAGACAGCUGCUCAAGUACCUCUAGUAUAUGUAAUGCUAGCUGCAGGUAUUGAUCAAACAUUGGUAACACCUUGUAAUUUAAUUAAGUCUUUGUCACGGUGAAUAUGCAUGCAUGCAUAUAUGUCACCUAGCUUUAAUUGCCACGCGAUAAUAAUGGUCAUGAGUGUGUAAUGCAUGUGUAUUUAAGUUUAUUUCGUUGCAAUUUGCUGUAAUUUGCUUCGAGUGAUGCUCCUAGCAGACUGUCUCAUUUUCCU
Molecule: messenger RNA, 2219 nt
Organism: Oryza brachyantha (malo sina)
Lineage: Eukaryota; Viridiplantae; Streptophyta; Magnoliopsida; Poales; Poaceae
Product: transcription factor bHLH133-like
Exons: 9
Coding region: 259-1524 (421 amino acids)
Biological process (GO): regulation of transcription by RNA polymerase II
Cellular component (GO): nucleus
Molecular function (GO): protein dimerization activity; RNA polymerase II cis-regulatory region sequence-specific DNA binding; DNA-binding transcription factor activity, RNA polymerase II-specific
Source: RefSeq, a predicted model, not a curated record